Messenger RNA from Cygnus olor (mute swan), 3480 nucleotides. RefSeq names its product zinc finger and BTB domain containing 7B (gene ZBTB7B). NCBI's taxonomy places the organism in Eukaryota, Metazoa, Chordata, Aves, Anseriformes, Anatidae. Gene Ontology annotation, biological process: positive regulation of gene expression; regulation of transcription by RNA polymerase II. The transcript is spliced from 3 exons. Gene Ontology annotation, molecular function: DNA-binding transcription factor activity, RNA polymerase II-specific; RNA polymerase II cis-regulatory region sequence-specific DNA binding; protein binding. The coding region runs from base 2003 to 3451 and encodes 482 amino acids. The record is from RefSeq and is a predicted model, not a curated record.
CCGGGGGGCUGGGGUCAGCCGUAGCACGGCACGCGGUGUCCCCGUGUCCUGGCACACCGUGCGGUGCUGCGGGGCCUGCCGGGGACCUGCCUGGGCCUGGCGAGCUGGCAGCCGCGGCACCCGCCUUCGUGAUGGAGAAAGGGCGCUGCUGCCCCUGCCGGGGGCGAAAUGGGGCCCUGGCCACGGUUCCCUUCGUCCCGCCGCAGCCGCGGGUCUGCGGGGGGGGUGCCCACCCCGCCCGGCCGCCCCGCGGCACCCGCCGAGCGUUGGGACCGGUGGACUCUGCCCCGCGCGCACCCAGCCCUGCUGUAAUUGUUCCCACCCGGGCUGGCUGCCCCCAGCCUGGUGUUUGUCCAGGGGCGGGGUGCGGUAUUUACCCUCCCGCCGCGGCCGCCCCGGCCCGCGCCAGACGAGGGCUGCCGUCUUGGGCUGAGGCUGCCCUUGACCGGGGGCUGCUCGCGCUGGGCGAGGGGACGCGGGGCUGGGCUUGGCGUGGGCUGGUGGCCGGGCAUCUGCGUUCCCUCCCAGUGGCGAGACCGGAGGUCUGGGUGCCCACUUCCCCGGCUGGAUCCUGUGCUUUGGGGUGAGUUUUGCCGUGCCUCAGUUUCCCCUGCCGGAGCUGGGCCGGCGGCUCUCCCCGGCACGGCUCCCAGCCGCGUGUUCGGGGCAGGGGUUGCAUGCUGGCGGUACCAGCAGAGGUGUGCGGGCCGGCCCGAGGGUUUGAGGCCGUGGUGGUGAUGCUGGGGCCGGGCGUGGAGGGAGGGGUUGGGCUCAGGAACUUGAACUUGGAGCCUGGAGAAGGGGAAGCUGUGGGGCAGGGGAGGGGUGUGGGGCAGCGGGACUGGGCUGCAGUGCUGCCACGGUGGUCUGGGGGCUUGGCGUGGAGAGAAGGGGCUGCUCAGGCCGGGGUGCCUGUGCUGGGGAGGGGGACGCACGCGGCGGGUGAGGCUGGGUCCUGCCAGGCUGGGGCAGGGGGCGGUGACGGGCGGGUGGGGGACAUCGGUGGCUGCAUCCUGGGGAGGCUCAGAGCCACCCGUGCAGGGACAACCCCCGCCCCCCCCCCCCCCCCCCCGUCAGCGCCAAGCCCGAGGCUGUGGAAGUGCAGCUCUGCCAGCUGCUGCUGAGCACCCUCUGUGCACACGUGGCACGAGUGCGAAGGCCCCGAGCGUGCAGGGGGAGGGCAGUGGGCGCAGCUGGGGGUGCGGGGCAGCCCCUGCGCUCUGGCCCUGGGGGGGGUGGCUGCUGCCCCGUGCGUGGAGCAGGAACUUCUCCUUCGGGGCGGGCGGUGGAUGAUGAAACCACAGAGAAAUCUCUCCUGGCAGCAUGCUGGCUGCUCGCGGGAGCCCCCGGGAGCGCGCACGCUCCCCCCGUGCUGCGGCCUUGCCAUAGUAACCCCAGUGCAGGAGCCAGCGGGGUGCCGGGGAUGGGAGCCGGGCUCCCUUCUCCGCACCCGCCCGGAUCCCCGAGGCAGCGCUGGCGUCCCCCGACAUGCCCCGGGAGCUGCGUGUCCACACCCCGGCGAGCCCCAGGGCGGCCGGAGGACCCGGCGAGGGGCUGGGCUGAGACCCGUCGAACUCGCUUCGUGCCAGGGAGGUGACGCUCGGGUGGCCGCGCGGGCGGUGGGGGAGGCGGCCGUGCCUGCUGCUGGAGCUGUCCCCAGCUGCGGCCAGUGACCUUCAGCGCGCCCAGGGCCCCGCCGCGCUCUGUGCCCCGGGUGCGGGCGACCCGGCCGCGUGCACGCCAGAGCCCUGGGGAGCCGCGGGCCCCGGCGCCCCGUGCCCCUGGGGAGCCGCUGGCGUGACUUGGCGGGGCUGUGGGUGGGCGGGGGGACCGAGCCGUGGUGAGGGAAAAUGAAAGCAGGUGAUGCGGAAGGAGAAGUAGGUCAGGCGAGCGCUGGCCUCUCCCGGCAGGCUCGGCUGCGCUGCGUGCUCCGCUCUGCCCUGGCUGUCCCCGCCGUGUCCCCAGGCCCCAUGGGCAGCGGCUGGAGGCAGCGGUGAGGACGAUGGCGAGCCCGGAGGACGACCUCAUUGGCAUCCCCUUCCCCGAGCACAGCAGCGAGCUGCUGAGCAGCCUGAACGAGCAGCGGCAGCUCGGGGUGCUCUGCGACGUCACCAUCAAGACGCAGGGGCUGGAGUACCGCACGCACCGGGCCGUGCUGGCUGCCUGCAGCCGCUACUUCAAGAAGCUGUUUGCGGGGCAGGGGCCGGGCCAGGAGGUCUGCGAGCUGGACUUUGUGGGGCCGGAGGCACUGGGCGCGCUGCUGGAAUUUGCCUACACGGCCACGCUCACCAUCAGCAGCGCCAACAUGGGCGAGGUGCUGCAGGCUGCCCAGCUGCUGGAAAUACCGUGCGUGAUCGCUGCUUGCGUGGAAAUCCUACAGGGCAGCGGGCUGGAGGCGCCCGGCCCCGAUGAUGGCGACUGCGAGCGGGCUCGCCGCUACCUGGAGGCCUUCGCCACCCUCCCCGAGGAAGAGGUGCCCACCCUGCCACCCGCCCGCCCCGUUGCCCGCCGCAGCAAGAAGACCCGCAAGUUCCUGCAAGCCCGUGGCUCCCGGCUCAACAACCACACCGAGGAGCUGCCCGCCGAGGCCGAGGGGUACGACAGCCCCCUGCCACCUCCCCAGCCGCCCUCGCCCCCGCUGCCCCCCCUGCCUGAGGGCCUGGUCCAGACCUACGAGAGCUACGAGAUGCCCGAGGAGGAGGAGCUGCCCCCGCACCCUUUCCCCUUCCCCUACCAGCCGCCCCUGUCCCCCGAGGAGGCCGGCUCCGAUGAGGACGCCAUCGACCCCGACCUCAUGGCGUACCUGAGCUCGCUGCACCACGAGUCGCUGGCGCCCGGGCUGGAUACGCCCGACAAGCUGGUGCGCAAGCGCCGCUCGCAGAUGCCCCAGGAGUGCCCCGUCUGCCACAAGGUCAUCCACGGUGCGGGCAAGCUGCCCCGCCACAUGCGCACGCACACGGGCGAGAAGCCCUUCGCCUGCCAGGUCUGCGGGGUCCGCUUCACACGGAACGACAAGCUGAAGAUCCACAUGCGCAAGCACACGGGCGAGCGGCCCUACUCCUGCCAGCACUGCAGCGCCCGCUUCCUGCACAGCUACGACCUGAAGAACCACAUGCACCUGCACACGGGCGCCCGGCCCUACGAGUGCAACGUCUGCCACAAGGCCUUCGCCAAGGACGACCACCUCCAGCGGCACCUCAAGGGCCAGAACUGCCUGGAGGUGCGGACGCGCCGCCGCCGCCGCGACGAGCCCCCGCCGCCGCCCGCCGGGCCCCCGGGGCUCGACCUCUCCAACGGGCGCCUGGACGGGCUGCGCCUCUCCCUCGCCCAUUACUGGGGUCCGGCGAGGCCCGACGAGGAGGAGGAAGAGCCCGAGCCCGAGCCCGAGCCCGAGCCGGAGCCCGAGGAAGGGCCGCAGCCGGACGGCGCCGUGCCCGUGGAGACGGCGUAGGAGCCGCCGCCGCCGCCCCGACGGAGCGC